This is a messenger RNA of Rosa chinensis, 2166 nucleotides long. Its product is annotated as B3 domain-containing protein Os01g0234100. NCBI's taxonomy places the organism in Eukaryota, Viridiplantae, Streptophyta, Magnoliopsida, Rosales, Rosaceae. The transcript has 7 exons. The record is from RefSeq and is a predicted model, not a curated record. The coding region runs from base 126 to 1688 and encodes 520 amino acids. Gene Ontology annotation, molecular function: DNA binding.
ACAUAAAAAAAAAAAAAACAAAUAUGUGAACCAAAAAAAGGAACAAAAGAAAGAAGGCAGGGAAACAAAGGAGCAGGAGGAGGAAGGCAGAGGCAGCAUCAAAGCCCUCAUGACAAGAAAGCCAUAUGUGGCUUUUGUUGUCUCUCUUCUUUCUUUUCUUAGGCUCAGAGUCGGAGACAUCUCCGUCGGUUUCUUCAGAAGAAUCUAAUAUAAUGGGUCGGAAUACUAGAAAAGGAACGCCCCAACGAGCGGAGAAGAAGGAGAAUAAACCUAAGACGCCGCCGUCCAAGGAGGAGGUAUUGUCCCGCCUCACCAAGCCCAAACCCAAACCAAAGUCCACCAGGCCUGUUGCCACGCCGCCGAAGAAGACAAACAAGUCGAACGAGAAGGAAGUAGAGCAUUCGUUGCCCAUGAAGGAGCUUUCCAAUACCCAAGUAAACAAAAUGCUUGAGCAAGCUGCAUUGGGUCAUUCAGUGAAGUCCACUCCCUUAAGUAAUACGCAAUAUGAUUUUCCGAUUGAUGGCUCACCCUCACGUGGUCAAGCAAAGUCAUCUGCAAUCAUUCGAGCACAGGAAGUCCGAUCAAAACUAGAACCUCUAUUCCCUAGCUUCGUGAAAUCACUCCUCCGAUCUCAUGUAGCUAGUUGUUUUUGGAUGGGACUUCCUUCGCUGUUUUGCAAAUCACACUUACCAGAAAAAGAUAUUACAAUGACUCUGGAAGAUGAAGGUGGAAGACAGUUUCAAUCUAAGUACAUUGCAUGCAAAACCGGACUGAGUGCUGGUUGGAGACAGUUUGCUGCUUCACAUAAAUUGUUGGAGGGAGAUGUUUUGGUCUUCCAAUUAGUUGAACCUGCCAAAUUUAAGGUUUACGUAAUAAGGUCAAAUGAUUUUACUGAAGUUGAUGGGGCUCUUGGGCUUCUAAGUUUGGAUGCUCAAACAAAAUAUAAUGAUGCAGAUAAAGAUAAUGCAGAAACAGGUGCAGUGGCUUGUAAUGAGUCUAACAGGAAACGCACAAAGUCUCCUCCUGAAGUUGUUCAAAAGAAGAAAAAGAUCGACUUGCCAGUUGAACACUCUGAAAUCGAUAGUGAGGAAGUUGAUUCAGAAGUUGUGGAAAGCUCCAGGUUACCUGGGACAACUCUUCAAUUUGAGGACAUCAAAAGUUUUGAGAACUUCAACAUUCUUGUAAAUGGAUUGCUUGUAGAUUCUGAGUUCCCCGAAGAUAUACGAAGGAAGUACUACAAGCUCUGCCGCAGUCAGAAUGCAUUUCUUCAUGAAAAUGUUAUGAAGGGAACAUAUUAUAAAUUGAUUGUAGGAGCUAUAUUUGAAACUGUACAUAUUGUCGACGCCAUUAAAGCUUGCCAGAUUACCACGACUCAAGAUGAUUUUGUGUGUUGGGACAAAUACUUGAGGGCCUUUGAGUUGUUGGGCAUGAAUGUUGGAUUUAUACGUGCGCGGUUAUGCCGGCUUGCAAACCUUGCCUUUGACUCAGAAGAUGCUAUGGAUGCGAAGACAUAUAAAGAAGCUAGAAAAGAACGAGCUCGAGCAGGACUAGGACUAAGAAGUAUCGAGACAAAGAUUCAGGGGUUGAGGGAGGCAUGCCAUGAAUUUAGUAGUGCUAUCGAGAGUCUGAGGUCCAAAGCUGAAGUCUACAAUCAAAGGUUCCAGGAAGAGGUUACUGCUCCUUGGUGAGGCUUCUCUUGUAAACGAUAGCCUCUUUAUGUGUCUCUGUGUAUUUAUUGGUAGUCUCCAUCUCAAUCUGCAACCUAAAAGAUGGUCAUCUGUGCUUUAUAUGUUACUGGUGGAAACUACUAGCUAGUAGUAAGUUUAGCUAAACCUGGCUUUUGGGACCUGGCGCUGUGGAUACAGCAGCAGGGCUGAAAUGCAUAAAAUGACUUGCCUGGAAUUCAAGUCACAAGUGUAACACAAAUUGAUGUCUAGGGUAGUAGUGUAACACUAAUUGAGUUGCUUUCACUAGUGUAACACUAAUCUUCAAGCUUGGGUCUGGGGCCUUCUAGCUUUGGUUUCUUUACUGGAUCCAGGUUGAGGGUGAUGAAGAGUCAAGCUCUUGUAUACCCAUGAGUGUUGGGCUUUAUUUAAACUUUUAGGACUCAACUCUGCUCUCAGGUUUUACAUUUCAAUAUGGAGCUCCAUGUCAAAGCAACUCUUA